UAUCUAUACCUUACUACAAUAUCAUUCAAUUACAAUUCUACAUUGCUACAAUCCCGAAAACUUUUGCAACAAAAUCUGUGCUAGAAAGGCCAUCAACUGUGGAGUCUUCCAUCUUCAACAACAACAAAUCGAACAAAAAGCAAACAAUGUUCGCAAACAUCGCGGCAUUCUCCAUUGUUGUUUUACAAUUGCUUGGACAGUUAAACAUCACUGGAGCGGUAAGCGUCGGUCAUUGGAAUCACAGCCUUCAGGAAGGAAAGGUAACGCUUGCUAAAGGCUCGAGGGUUGCUGCCGGCAGAGAAGAUUUUGGACAGUAUAUGAGGAGUUCUCCUAAUGCUUGCAUUAUUGACACUCUGAAAAUGGUGGGUAAAGAUUAUAUUCUGUUAUAUUCCAAGUAUAAGGAUAAAGAGGCUAAAGGUUGUACGGUGGAUUUUUUAACUGAUCUGGAGAACGAGAUUGCUUUAUCGGCUGCUCUUGUAAAUUUUGACGGGAUUGGUUUUUGCUUGAAUAAUGGUGACAUCAAUUCAAAUGUAUUGCCUUUUGCCUACAGUCUGACAAAUGAAGAGGUCAAGAAAUUCCACAAUGGCCCUCUUUUCGCUGAUGGUGACUGUCCUGGUUGUUAUGGGGGAUGUGUCAAAAAGACGGGUCUAGAAUUUAGAUGGGCUUCUUAUGAAGCUCGAGGCAAAGAAUAUGUUUUGCUUUCUGCAAAUCCAAUUGCCACGAAAUUGGUUCAGACUGAAAUAAAAUUGUGGUACAUGAAGGAGAAAGCAAUUAGAAUUAAUUCUGUUCUCACUAUCAACCAAAAGGAUCCUAAAUUUCAUAUCAGUUCUCCAAUAAAUGAGCCAAACAUCAAGGAUCAAAAAUCUAUUUGCAUGAAUAACCUUAAAGAAAACGUUCUCUCGCCUUCAACAUGGGAAAUUGUCGGUACGAGGCCAGAUCCUAUAAUGACUCGUUUGUUGGUUUUUCAUCUUCUUCCACAAACAGCAUCGCGAAAGAUGACAAUGAAGGUAGAAGAUCUUGUUACAGGAAAUAAGAAAUAUGUUGUAAAAAAAGAACAUCCAGUUGGGCCUGAAUGCAAUGAAGUGGCGAUCUUAUUUGAUAAGCGUAAUUACAGAUUGCUGACUGUCUCUCCUAUUACUGCAACAUCAAAACCAACAUCACCUGCAGAAUUGCCAACUCAAGGCUUACCAAUUAUGCAACAGAAAACUGCACCCUCUCCCAAAGUUUCAACUAAAUCCCCCUCCAAAACUACAGUCACAAAAGCUAAAACAAAGAGGACUUCUACCACCAAAGAUUCUUCAGAGACUCUGUUGAUUGUUGUGAUGAUCGUUGUUGUCGUUAUUAUUUUGGUUGCUAUUGGGAUUGGAAUUGCUGUCUACUUUGUCUCUAGGAAGGACUCAGGCAAGAAAGAGAAAGGUGCUGCUAGACCCAACAAAUAAACUGUUCGAUAUCUUACCUAUAUAUUUAUGUAUUUUACCCGUUCCCCUCUAUCCAGUUCUCCCAAACAUUUUUUCCGUAUUUCAUAUGCUAAAUAGUAGAACAUAUUUGUAUCACAAUAAGAUUUAUUUAUUGUAUC
Molecule: messenger RNA, 1576 nt
Organism: Meloidogyne enterolobii
Lineage: Eukaryota; Metazoa; Nematoda; Chromadorea; Rhabditida; Meloidogynidae
Source: the annotation of a GenBank genome assembly